AUGCACUAACCUCUAUAACAAGAACAUAAGUCUCUAAUUCAAUACUAUAUUUAUCAAGAUUUUUAAAAUCUAGUAAACCUGUUAUAUUCAAUGAUGGCAAUAAAAAAUUAUUUUGUAAAAUAGACUGAUCAUCCAAUGAUACCUAUUGGUCGAAAUAAAGUAAUUUUAUAAUUAAAUCUUUCUAACUCAAUCCAUUAUGAUUUAUAGCGAACAUAUUAAAGUGAGAAAGCAAAAGAAUUUAUAUAUGAGGAGAGAGGCAAAGUUAAAAGAAUGAUUGGAGGCUUAAAUUAAGAAUUAGGGAUUGAAUUAUAACAGUUCAUAAAUGAUUAUUAGAAGAAUAGUUUGAAUAAAGAAGUUGGAGUUUUUUAGAUUCCAUCAAAUAUGUAAUAACAACGAUCGUAAGGUUAAAAUUUUAAUUAAAAUAAUUUGGAUAAAUUUCUAGAUUAAUUUCUAAAUUAAUUAGAAGUGAUUGAUAAAUAAGUUAGUAAAAUAUAAACAACUAAAUAUUAUAUGGUACCUAAUAUAGAUGAAAUAAGAAAAAAAGCAUUGUAUUAUUAUUUUUAUUUUUUAGAGGUUUCUAUAUAUUGACAUUAACUUAAUUAUAAAAAAAUUUUCCAGGAUAAAUUCAAACUAAUGGUUAUCAAGAUAAUUUUCACCCAGAUAUGAAAUCUAAUUAGAAGAAAGACAAAUCUUGA
Paramecium sonneborni is the source of this 695-nucleotide messenger RNA. The record is from the annotation of a GenBank genome assembly. Lineage: Eukaryota; Ciliophora; Oligohymenophorea; Peniculida; Parameciidae.